Antechinus flavipes (yellow-footed antechinus) is the source of this 3497-nucleotide messenger RNA. RefSeq names its product zinc finger protein ZFP2-like. Lineage: Eukaryota; Metazoa; Chordata; Mammalia; Dasyuromorphia; Dasyuridae. The record is from RefSeq and is a predicted model, not a curated record. Gene Ontology annotation, biological process: regulation of DNA-templated transcription. The coding region runs from base 519 to 2660 and encodes 713 amino acids. The transcript has 3 exons.
UGCAAACUGCCCAGUCCUUGGGUUUGCCUGGAGCACUGUGGGGUGCUGGUGGUUUACUGAUAGGAGGGGGAGGGGGGCUCCCAUCCAGCUCCGCUCCUUGACUGAUUUCCCUCCUGGUGGUUUUGGGACAUCUGUCAUCAUUUCUGGUGCCUUUGGCAGGUGUGAGUUCCAUGUUACAGAUGGAGAAACUGAGGCUUGGCCAGGGUCACACUGGCCUUCCAGAGUUUCAGAUGAAGGCUUUGUGAUCUUGACCCCAUGGGGGUCAUGCUCCCCGAGCGACCCCUCCCUUCAGUGUGCAGAAGAUCUUAGUGCCCAGAACUGGGGGUCCUAGGAGGGUCUCCCUGCCCCCACAGGUGACCUCUCUCGGUCUCCUCGUGGGGAGCAGCCUCUCCCCACCGUCCCUGCUCUCAGGACUCUCUCUCUCUCAUUGUGGGCAGGUCACACCAGCCUAGGCAGAGAAUCUUCAGACUCUCUUCUGCACCCCAGCUGGCAGAGGACCCAAGCAGGGAACCAGAGACAUGGCCCCUGGCAGCCAGAGCCCCUCAGCCCAGGAGUUGGUGACAAUCAAGGAUAUUAUUGUGGACUUAACCGAGGAAGAGUGGGGGCUGCUGGAACCUUCUCAGAAGGAGCUGUACAAGGAGGUCAUGCUGGAGAAUGUUCAGAAUCUGCUCUCCCUGGAUGUAGAAAUUGGAUUCAAGGUAAAUGAGAUGAGUAAAAGGCUGAGAAUUUUUGUGGAAGAACAUGAUCUGCAAAAGUUUAUGGAUGAUGGUCCCUGUGACUUCUAUUUGAAGAAAAUGCAUGAUUUUAUUCUGGAAGUAGAUAGAUAUCCAAAGAGUUAUUGGGAAGUUUGUGAAAUUGGAAAGAGAUUCAGAUGGUCUUCUAUCCUAAAUAACUGUAAGAAAAUGACCUCAGGAAGUGAUUAUCUUCAAGGUGGUAAAUACAAGAAAUGCUUCACUGAAGAGGUAGAGACGUUGGUUCCAGGUAAUCAGUGCGACAUGGCUGUGAAGUACAGUUCAGAUCUCCAUGGUGAUCAGAAAAGUGAUACUGAAGAAAGGCUUUCCAUAAGUAAUAAAAGUGAGAAUGUUUUCAGUCAGAAUUUUAAUCUCAUUACUUAUCAGCAAAUGCACAUUGGAAAAGAACCUGAUGAACAUAAUGUAUGUAAAACGUCAUCCUAUUACCACCCUGGAAUGAAAAGACAUGAAUAUGAUCAGUAUGGGAAAGCCUUUGGUUGGAAUCCAGCUCUUGCUAGCCCUCAGAAGGCUCAUACUGGAGAGGUGUCUCAUGAAUGUAAUGAAUGUGGGAGAAGUUUUUAUUAUGACUCAUUCCUGCUUAAUCAUCAGAGAAUUGACCUUAGAGAGAAGCCUUUAUGUGUUCAGUGUGAGAAGCCUUACGUAUGCAAUCAAUGUGAAAGAACUUUUAGAGAUAUCUCCAGUCUAGCAAAACAUAAGAAAACGCACACUGGAGAGAAAGCUUAUGAAUGUAAUCAGUGUGGAAAGAAUUUUAGAUCAAGCUCCCAUCUUGCUAGACAUCAAGGAAUCCACACUGGAGAGAAACCUUAUAAAUGUAACUAUUGUGGAAAGACUUUCACGGUGAAGGGCAAUCUUGCUAGACAUCAGGGAAUCCACAUUGGAGAGAAGCCUUUUAAAUGUAAUCAGUGUGGAAAGGCUUUCACGCAGAGUUCCAAUCUUGGUUUACAUCAGAGAAAGCACACAGGAGAAAAACCUUUUAAAUGUAAUCAGUGUGAAAAGGCUUUCAUAUGUAAUUACAGGCUUGCCGAACAUCAGAGAAUCCACACUGGAGAAAAACCUUUUAAAUGUCAUCAAUGUGGAAAGGCUUUUAGAUGCAACUCAAAUCUUGCUGCACAUCAGAGAAUCCACACUGGAGAGAAACCUUUUAAAUGUAAUCAAUGUGGAAAGGAUUUCACACACAGUUCCAAUCUUGCUUUACAUCAGAGAAAGCACACUAGAGAAAAACCUUUUAAAUGUAACCAGUGUGGAAAGGCUUUCAGAUUCUCCUCCAAUCUUUCUAGACAUCAGAGAAUCCACACAGGAGAGAAACCUUUUAAAUGUAACCAGUGUGGAAAGGCUUUCACACAGACUGCCCAUCUAGCUUUACAUCAGAGAAAUCAUACUGGAGAGAAACCUUUUAAAUGUAAUCACUGUGGAAAGGCUUUCAGAUUCUCCUCCAGUCUUGUUACACAUCAGAGAAUCCAAACUAGAGAGAAACCUUUUAAUUGUAAUCAGUGUGGAAAGGCUUUCAUACAUAAUUACAAACUUGCAGAACAUCAGAGAAUUCACACUGGAGAGAAACCUUUUAAAUGUAAUCAAUGUGGAAAGGCUUUUGUAUCCAGCUCCCAUCUUGCUAGACAUCAGAGAAUCCACACUGGAGAGAAACCUUUUAAAUGUAAUCAAUGUGGAAAGGUUUUCAGAUUCUCAUCCAGUCUUGUAACACAUCAGAGAAUCCACACUGGAGAGAAACCUUUCAAAUGUAAUCAAUGUGGAAAAGCUUUCAGAUUCUCCUCUAAUCUUGCUACACAUCAGAGAAUCCACACAGGAGAGAAACCUUUUAAAUGUAAUCAUUGUGGAAAGGCUUUCACACAGAGUUCUAUUCUUGCUAAACAUCAGCGAAUCCACAUUGGAGAGAAACCUUUUAAAAUGUAAUCAAUGGGGAAAGUUUCAGAUGGAGCUCCCGUUUUUGCCAGACCGCAAAGGAUCCACAUUGGAGUGAAAUUUUUUUUUGACAAUUGUUGGUUGUUGUUGUUGUUAUUGUUGUUGUUUUUCCUAUUUUGGGUAGGAGAGGUUAACAGUGGGAAGUAUACUAGCCAUAAUAUUGUCAUUCCUCUGAUCCUCUAAUCUAAAAUAAUACAGAAGGCAUUAUUGCAGUAAUGAUACAUGUAAUAGAACAGAAGGACUGAAAAAGCUUUGAAAAAUGUUUUAUGGAAUUCAUUACUACUCAAAUAAAAAAUUCAGGCUUUGCAAAUUUUUCUUGAUAUAUUUUUCUGUUUUGUGUAAAUUUAAAAUGUUCAUUUGAUUUCAUUUGUAUGAAUUUCAAAGUUAAAAAAGAAAUCAGAUUCCAACAAUGAGAGGAUCCAAAUCAGUUCCGAUUGAUCUGUAAUGAACAGAACCAGCUCCAUCCAGAGAAAGAACACUGGGAAAUGAGUAGGGACCAAAACAUAACAUUUCCACUCUUUCUGUUAUUGUUUGCUUGCAUUUUGGUUUUCUCUUCUCAAUUAUUAUUACCUUCUUUCUAAAUCCGAUUUUCCUUGUGCAACAAGAUAACUGUGUAAAUAUGUAUACAUAUAUUGUAUUUAACAUAUACUUUAACAUGUUUAAGAUGUAUGGGACUACCUGCCAUCUAGGGAAGGGCAUGGAGGGAAGGGAGAGGAAAGUUGAAACAAAAGUUUUUGCGGGGAUCAAUGUUGAAAAAUUGCCCAUGCAUAUGUUUUGUAUGUAAAAGGUUAUAAUUUUUAAAAAUUAAAUAAAAAGAAAUCAGAUAUU